Cicer arietinum (chickpea) is the source of this 1319-nucleotide messenger RNA. RefSeq names its product chaperonin-like RbcX protein 2, chloroplastic. The record is from RefSeq and is a predicted model, not a curated record. Gene Ontology annotation, biological process: ribulose bisphosphate carboxylase complex assembly. NCBI's taxonomy places the organism in Eukaryota, Viridiplantae, Streptophyta, Magnoliopsida, Fabales, Fabaceae. Gene Ontology annotation, molecular function: protein folding chaperone.
GUAUAAAAAAAGAAGAAAAGAAGAAGCCAAUAUCAAUUUUAAAUCCUUCACUUCUUAUUUUCUGUUGGACAAUUUAGAACCUCAAAAAUUUGACUGGUUAAGGUUGACACACACCCUUUAAAAAAUCUCAAACCCUUUCUUCUCUUUGGUUUACUUUUCCUUACACCCAACAGCCACCUCUUUCUCUUCUUCAACCUUCACACAACCACUUCAUCCGUCUUUGACUGUUUAACUGUUAUACAAGUUCCAAUUUUUUUGGACACCCUUUAUCACCUUUUUCCUUUUGUGUUUUUUUCUUUUGUUGGGCCAUCUAUUUAUUAAUUACUUUCAUUUCUCUCUUUGAUACCAUUUCAGUGUAUUUUCAAUAUUGAAAAACUUUUGUUUUGUGAGAAAAUAUGGUAGGAGCAAUAUCUGUUGUUGGUUCAUCAGUGAUGGACUCACACACUGGACCAUGUUUGUGUGUGGAUGCUCUUCCAACAACUAAUGCUGUGAAUCUUUGUGGUGAUGUUGUUUUGUGGAAGAAUUUGAUGGGAAAUAAGCAAUUGGUUAAGCGCGGCGGAAGGACUUUGAAGUUGAGCAGUUCUUUUACUGAUCCUGGAAGAGAGUGGAGAAUCAAGUUUAGCAGAAGUUGUAAGAAGCAAAGAAGUGAUGAUGAUAGGAGACUUACCAUUGUCAAUGAGCUUGGUGGUCAAUAUGAGGAUAAUUUUGAGGAUGUUAAAACGCAAAUGCUCAACUAUUUCACAUAUAAGGCUGUGAGGACUGUUCUUCAGCAACUGUAUGAGAUGAACCCACCUAAAUAUACAUGGUUUUAUAAUUUUGUUGCAACAAACAAACCAGCAGAUGGAAAACGUUUUAUCCGAUCCCUUGGGAAGGAACAACAAGAGCUUGCUGAAAGAGUGAUGGUUACUCGGCUUCACCUUUAUGGUAAAUGGAUCAAGAAAUGUAAUCAUGCUGAGAUUUAUAAAGAAAUAUCUGAUGAAAACUUGGAGUUGAUGAGGGAACGACUCAUGGAGACAGUAAUAUGGCCUUCAGAUGAUUCAAACACAGAAAAAAUUGGUUGAUACGAAUGAACAUUGUUCCUUUAUGUUAUCAACCUCUUAAUUAAUUCCUAGUCUAGUCUAGGUAUAAUUUUAAUUUUGGUCUCAAUAUGUUUUGUUUCCAAAUGUGUCAUUUUCAUAUUUAUGUUGUGUAAAUUGUGUAUAUAUAUUAGUACAUCUUUCAAAAUACAGAAUCCAUUAUUUAGAAUUGUUUGAGAUGAAGGAUUUACAAUCGGUUAAAAACUACUUGAGGCAUUUGUGAAUCCAACAAUUUCUAAAUCA